Diorhabda sublineata is the source of this 2149-nucleotide messenger RNA. RefSeq names its product SWI/SNF-related matrix-associated actin-dependent regulator of chromatin subfamily A-like protein 1 (gene Marcal1). The record is from RefSeq and is a predicted model, not a curated record. The transcript has 6 exons. Gene Ontology annotation, biological process: DNA repair; replication fork processing. Bases 89 to 1927 code for a protein of 612 amino acids. NCBI's taxonomy places the organism in Eukaryota, Metazoa, Arthropoda, Insecta, Coleoptera, Chrysomelidae. Gene Ontology annotation, cellular component: nuclear replication fork. Gene Ontology annotation, molecular function: ATP-dependent chromatin remodeler activity; ATP binding.
AAAGAAGAAGAGUUAAUUUUUUUAUUGCAGAGAAAAAGUCAAAUUUAUAAAUUCAAAAUUCGUUAAUUUUCGAAAUGUUUACUAAAUAAUGGCGAAUUUUAAUUUUUAUAAACAAACUUUAACAGCUACUUUAUCUCUCAUUUCGAAAGAUCGUUUUAAGGUCGACGUUAGUGGCUUUGAUCAAGAAAUUAUCGAUAUAUUUAAAACGAUUCCCUCGAAAUUUUAUGAACCUAAAACGCGUUUGUGGAACUUUUUAAUAAGCGAUUAUGAUUUAUUGUUAUUCAAACUACAAAAUUUAAAAGACAAAUUAAUAGUAGAAGGUAUACCAAAAUUUGCUCUUAAUUGUGUUAAAAUGAAAGAACACGAAAUCGAAAUUGAUUUUAAAAGGCUGGAUCCUACAUUAAAUGCCACGCUAAUGCCGUUCCAGAUUGAAGGAUUGAGAUUUGGGAUUGAUAAGAACGGUAGAUGUUUAAUAGCAGAUGAUAUGGGUCUAGGUAAAACCUUUCAAGCAUUAGCUAUUAGUAACUACUAUAGUGAAGACUGGCCACUUUUGAUAGUCACUACAUCUACUAUGAAGACGCAAUGGGAAGAAACAAUUGCAAAUUAUUUACCAUCUGUAUCAAUUUUACAAGUCCAGUACAUCGUAUCCGGUAAAGAUUACAUAGGGGACGCAAAAAUCUUGAUAGUAUCCCACGAUAUGAUGUCUCGAUGUUUGUCAAAAUUAUUAGAAAGAAAAUUUGGUGUAAUAAUAAUCGACGAAUCCCAUAUCCUCAAAGGCUACAAAUCUAAAUGUUACCAAUCCGCUUUUAAGCUGGCUUGUACAGCAAAACGGAUUAUUUUACUUAGUGGAACUCCAGCCCUAUCCAGACCAAGCGAACUGUAUACACAAUUAAAUUUAAUAGACAAAUCUUUCUUUGGGAAUUUUUUUAUUUAUAGUAAAAGAUAUUGCGAUGGAAAAACGACUAAAUUUGGUUGGGAUCAUUCAGGUAACUCGAAUCUUCAAGAACUAGAAGUUAUUUUAGCUAAAAAAUUCAUGAUACGUAGGACUAAAGAUCAAGUUUUAUCAGCAAUACCAAAUAAAAAACAAGAAAUCGUCGAUUUGGAUACAAAAAUAUCGAAACUUCCCGAAGAACAUAGGAAAUGUCUUAUGGAUUUAGAAGAGAAAUAUAUCAAUCAAAAGGGGGCUGGAAAACACGCUUUACUAUUAACUUUCUUUUCAGAAACAGCUAAAAUCAAAAUACCGGCUGUAUGUUCUUAUAUUUUGAAUAUGUUGGAACGAAAAGAGAAAUUCUUGAUUUUCGCUCACCAUCAAGUUAUGUUGAACGCAAUAGAAGACGUAGCCAAAAAGAAAUAUGUUAAAUACAUCAGAAUAGACGGAAAUACCACAAAUGAUCAACGAAAAUACUACAUUUCAAAAUUUCAAUUAGAUAACAAUUACAUAUGCGCGAUAUUAUCUAUUACAGCCGCCAAUGCUGGUAUCACAUUGACCGCUGCUAAAUUUGUGAUUUUUGCGGAGCUCCAUUGGAAUCCUAGUAUCAUAAGUCAGGCUGAAUCCCGUGCUCACCGUAUAGGCCAAGGACAGGAAGUGAUAGUUCGAUAUCUUCUAGCUCGAGGAACAGCCGAUGAUUCAAUUUGGCCUCUUCUACAGGAGAAACAAAGAACUUUGAAUGCUGUAGGAUUGUGUCCGGAUUCGUUUAAAGAAGUAACGGUUUCAAAACAAAAAGUUAGUGAUAGUUUGAAUAGUGCUGUGGGUUCAAGUGAUAGUGAUAUUAGGAAUUAUUUUACCCCUGAAAAAAAGAGGAAAAUCGAUCGGUUAGAUGAUAUUUUUGAUGACGGUUUCGAUGAUAUGCUCAGUAGGAGUACAAGGGAAGCCGAGGAUAUGUUGAAUGAUGGAUUAGAUGACAUUUUCUGUGAUGUUGAUUUUUAGGUACAGUACUUUAUAUAUUUUCAUUGAACGAAUAUUGAUUUUGUGAUUUUAAAUAACACUAUAAGAAAAAAAAUACUUCUUCGGAUGAUAUAUACAAUUACAGGAAUAGAAAUGAAAAAUCAAAAUCACAAAUAACUUUUUUAUUAAUUUAUAUACACUUUGGUUGCAUAUAUUUGUUCAAAAAACUUGAUUAAAUAGAGCUACAAAAGUUUUUACUAAAAA